Messenger RNA from Danio rerio (zebrafish), 2045 nucleotides. NCBI's taxonomy places the organism in Eukaryota, Metazoa, Chordata, Actinopteri, Cypriniformes, Danionidae. The record is from RefSeq and is a predicted model, not a curated record.
CUCUCUCUCUCUCUCUCUCUCUCUCCUUAUUUCUGCUCCUCUUUUACUGUCGGGUUUAUUCUUCUCUCAAUCGGACAUCAUGCAACUGAAGCUUUUUAGACUUUCUGUACAGUUUGACCCAAAUAUAAGCAGGUUUUAUCUCAGCUAAAAUGGUACUUUGCUUCAAUAAUAAUCUUUAGCGCUAUUUUUAUUAACGCAACAACAAGACGUUGCGAUUUAAAUUAAGUAAGAUAAAUUAACAUAAAUAUGGAAUCAUUAAGGGAAGCAUACAUUUUGCACGCUUUCGGAUUUAUUCUGCUCUCAACACGGACAUCCUGCAGCUGAAGUCAAGAAGUCCGAGACUUUCUUUACAGUUCUCUAAAUACAACUAUCAGAUGACAUGUGGGAGUUCCCGAGGACUCGUUACGCGGAUUGUAACGGCUCAGAAGCGAGCGAGGAGACGGAGAUUUCUGUGAAUAUCGGAGGUGUCAAGCACACUCUCUACGGGGACGUGCUGAACCGAUAUCCCGAGACGCGUUUGGCGGAGCUGCUGAACCGAGUCUCUGAUUCCGCAGAAGAUCUCUCCGGGCUCUGCGAUGACUACGACGACUUAAAACGGGAGUUUUACUUCGACAGAGACCCAAAGGCAUUUAAAUGCAUCCUAGAGCUGUACUACUACGGAGAGAUUCACAUGAAACGAGGAAUCUGUCCCAUGUGCUUCAUGAAAGAGAUGGACUACUGGGGAAUCGACGAGGACUAUCUGGAUGAAUGCUGCAGAUGUAGUUUAAAUGAGGUGGAAACCGAGCUGGCGGAAAUAGCAGAGAAAGUCAAGACCAUCCUGGAUGACCUGGAGGAUGAUGAUGAUGAUGAUGAUGCGAGGGUCAGCAGAAGCCAGAGGUGCCAGACCUUCCUGUGGAAGCUCAUGGAGAAACCGGAGUCCUCUGUCGCAGCGCGCGUGAUCGCGGUGGUGUCGUUCGUGUUCAUCCUGCUGUCCUCUGUGGUCAUGUGCGUUGGCACCAUUCCGGAGCUGCAGGUGCAAGAUGAUGAGGGUCACCUCACGGAGCACCCGACCCUCGAGGCCAUCGAGACGGCCUGCAUCAUCUGGUUCACAGUGGAAUACGUUUUGCGCCUCGCGUCCUCUUCAAGCAAAUUGCACUUUGUGUUUUCCUUCCUGAACAUAAUCGACUUCCUCGCCAUCAUGCCUUUUUAUGUAGUGCUGAUUCUUACGCAUUUGGGCACUGCUAUGAUGGAGCUCGCCAAUGUGCAACAGGCGGUGCAGGCUCUGCGCAUCAUGCGUAUCGCGCGCAUCUUCAAACUCGCGCGCCACUCGUCAGGUCUACAAACGUUAACGUUCGCGCUCAAAAGCAGCCUGAAAGAGCUGGGUCUGCUGCUCAUGUAUAUGAGUGUGGGGAUUUUUCUGUUCUCCGCGCUGGGUUACACGAUGGAGCAGAGCCACCCAGAGACCAUGUUCACCAGCAUCCCGCAGUCCUUCUGGUGGGCCAUUAUUACUAUGACUACUGUGGGAUAUGGAGACAUCUAUCCUAAAACCACGCUGGGCAGAUGUAACGCAGCGGUCAGUUUCUUGUGUGGCGUGAUAGCCAUCGCGUUGCCGAUCCACCCGAUUAUCAACAACUUCGUCAUCGUGUACAGUAAACAGCGCGUGCUCGAGACCGCAGCCAAGCACGAGAUUGAGCUCAUGGCGUUACGCGCGAGGGAGGAGGCGCAGGAGUGUCCGGAGGCUGAGAGAAGAGCGGCUUCAGUUGACAGCAGCUCGAUGUGGGACAGUGCAGCUGUGAGCGCCUCUCAGAGUGACUCCUUCAUCCCUUUACUCGGUGAGACAGCCACGGUGUCCAAAAACCAACGUGCCCAAAAAUGCAACAACUAGAGGGAUUUACUUAUAAUUACGAACAGUUUACUUUGAUGCUUAGAAACCGAAAUCAAUAAUAGGUCUAUGUAAACGCGUGCUUGUCCAUCCAUCCAUCCAUCCAUCCAUCCAUCCAUCCAUCCAUCCAUCCAUCCAUCCAUCCAUCCAUCCAUCCAUCCAUCCAUCCAUCCAUCCAUCCAUC